Messenger RNA from Tuber melanosporum (Perigord truffle), 1294 nucleotides. RefSeq lists its product as uncharacterized. Gene Ontology annotation, cellular component: mitochondrial inner membrane. The coding region runs from base 68 to 1060 and encodes 330 amino acids. Lineage: Eukaryota; Fungi; Ascomycota; Pezizomycetes; Pezizales; Tuberaceae. The record is from RefSeq and is a predicted model, not a curated record. The transcript has 2 exons.
CAACUUUAUUCUCUAUCCCACCUCCUUUCACCCUAUCCGCAAAUCAAGUACAAACAGCAAAAUAACAAUGUUUCUUCAGACCACCAUCCGCCCCUUUGCAGGAAGGACUCUCUUCCGCUCUUCGACGAAACCAUCCACUCGUACCUUCACAGCCCUCCGUUCGCCCAUCCUCCGACAGGCAAUCACCCCCGUCCGCCACCAACUCCCAAAGACCCAGUUUGCCACAAAACGUUUCUUCACGGCAGAUCCAGCGGUCGUCGCUCGUCCGACUAGGCAGCAGAGUAUUCAAAAGCUCUUGUAUGCAGGCGGAGUAUUUGGCGGCACCCUUUUAUCGAUCAAUCUUUUGUUCAACCAUGAAACCCGCCAGGGCACCAUUCCACUAUAUGAGCGUGCCUAUCUGCAGGAAACGUUCACUUACACUGGUCUCGGGGUCGGUAUGAUAGGUCUAGCGGCGAAGGGCCUGCACAAUAUGGGGUGGAGCUACCGGCUUAUGAGCAUGAACCCAUGGCUCAUCAUCGGUGGCGGCCUUGCUGCGUCAGUGGGGACAAUGUUCGCCACUAGGGUUACAGAUCCAGACAACUACAUCCAAAAACACAUCCUUUGGUCCGCCUUCAACCUCACCAACGCCGCUGUCCUCGCCCCCCUCUUCUUCUACAGCCCGGCCAUCCUUGCCCGCGCGGGCCUGUACACCGUUGGCAUAAUCGGUUCAAUAUCAUUCGUCGGCGCCACGGCCAAGGAGGACAAAUACCUCUACCUCGGCGGCCCGCUCCUCGCCGGUGUGGCUGUCGUGGCACUCUCCAGCCUUGCGCCCUUGGUCCUGCCCCUCGGCUCCCGAGCCCUGAUGGCGUCAGAGUCUAUCUCCGUGUACGGUGGGCUCGCUGUGUUUGGUGGGCUCACGCUGUACGACGUGCAGAAGAUCAUGAAUAAUGCGCGAUUGGCGGAGCAGGGCCUCAUCAAGAGGGAUACGGUCAAUGAGAGUAUUAGCCUUGAGUUGGACUUUAUCAAUAUUUUCAUUAGGCUCGUGCAAAUCCUUGCGAGCGGUCGGCAGAAUCAGCGGUAGACGCAAAAUGAGGCCAAGGGUGGUUGCAUUUUGGGCAUAUCUCUUUGGAGGGUCGAGCUAUGUCGAUUCCUAUCAUUUUAGUUGGUGGCGGCGGUAAUAGCGCUUUCUGUGGGGGGGGGGCUAAUGUACUGGUACUAUUUUUUGCCUGGCCCUCGCUGGACUCUCUACUCGUUUCUUUUGUUACUAAAUCCCAAAUGUCAUGCCAUAGCCUUCAAUCGAGCUAUAGUAUCGUCA